AUAUAGAGAAAAGACGAAACUUUUGCACAUUCGGUUGUGUUGUAGCGGUGCAUAGACGUACAGGCAGCAAAAUUUUCAGUGCCCUCACUGUGAGCGACGAGUUUUCCCUAAUCUUUAACUUUCGACGACUGUGCGGACAAAGGAAAUUUGAUUUGCUUCCUUCAGAGCCGGUAACAAAGCAACUUUAUAAAUCCCAGCUAAUACUACGAAAUCUCGCCGGAAGAAUUCAAAGCUGCUGUGCGUACGAAGCGUAGACACUCAAGAUGGGUAAGGAAAAGACGCAUAUUAAUAUUGUUGUAAUUGGUCACGUCGACUCCGGUAAAUCGACCACAACUGGCCAUUUGAUUUACAAGUGUGGUGGCAUUGACAAGCGUACGAUUGAAAAGUUCGAAAAGGAGGCCCAGGAAAUGGGUAAGGGCUCCUUCAAGUAUGCCUGGGUCUUGGACAAACUGAAGGCGGAGCGUGAGCGUGGCAUAACCAUUGAUAUUGCUUUGUGGAAAUUCGAGACGCAGAAAUACUAUGUGACCAUCAUCGAUGCGCCUGGACAUCGUGAUUUCAUCAAAAAUAUGAUUACCGGUACUUCGCAGGCCGAUUGCGCGGUAUUGAUUGUUGCUGCCGGUACUGGCGAAUUCGAAGCCGGCAUCUCUAAGAAUGGCCAAACGCGUGAACAUGCUCUACUCGCAUUCACGUUGGGCGUCAAGCAAUUGAUUGUUGGCGUUAAUAAGAUGGACUCCACUGAGCCACCGUAUAGCGAGACACGUUAUGAGGAAAUCAAGAAGGAGGUAUCAUCCUACAUCAAGAAGAUCGGCUAUAAUCCGGCGUCGGUGGCAUUCGUACCCAUUUCCGGCUGGCAUGGUGAUAAUAUGCUUGAACCAUCUGAGAAGAUGCCAUGGUUCAAGGGUUGGACUGUGGAGCGCAAGGAGAGCAAAGUGGAGGGCAAGUGUUUGAUUGAUGCGCUGGACGCAAUUAUGCCGCCACAGCGGCCCACCGACAAGCCAUUGCGUCUGCCAUUGCAGGACGUUUACAAGAUUGGCGGUAUCGGUACGGUGCCAGUGGGACGUGUGGAGACUGGUAUACUGAAGCCAGGUAUGGUGGUUAAUUUCGCACCAGUCAAUUUGGUGACUGAAGUCAAGUCUGUGGAAAUGCAUCACGAGGCACUUUCUGAAGCUUUGCCUGGCGAUAAUGUUGGCUUCAAUGUGAAGAACGUUUCGGUAAAGGAGCUGCGACGUGGCUAUGUAGCUGGUGACUCUAAGAAUUGCCCACCCAAGGGUGCUGCCGAUUUUACCGCUCAGGUGAUUGUACUUAAUCAUCCUGGUCAAAUCGCCAACGGCUACACCCCGGUCUUGGAUUGUCACACCGCUCAUAUUGCUUGCAAAUUUUCCGAGAUCAAAGAGAAAUGCGAUCGCCGUACUGGCAAGACCACCGAGACCGAUCCGAAAGCUAUUAAGUCUGGUGAUGCGGCCAUUAUUUUGUUGGUGCCCACUAAGCCGUUAUGCGUUGAAAGUUUCCAAGAGUUUCCGCCGCUCGGACGUUUCGCUGUACGUGAUAUGAGGCAAACGGUCGCGGUGGGGGUCAUAAAGUCGGUCACCUUUAAAGAGACAACCUCGGGUAAAGUCACAAAAGCCGCCGAGAAGGCACAGAAGAAGAAAUAACUAGAGUGCCAGCAGAACGUUAACUCACAACAACAAAUAAUUAUGCAAAUACAGCAAAUAAAAAUACAAUUUGUAUUAUUGUCAUCGCCAUCAAUGUCGUUGUCAUCGGUGUCGUUGGAGUUGUGGUCGUCAUGGUCGUCAUGGUCGUCGUGGUCGUCGUGGUCGUCAAUUCCAACAACUACAGUAGCAGCAACAGCAAAAUUACUACUACAUAAAUCUCAAAAGAAAACAUUUAAUAAGCAUAAAUUUAAAAGAAUAAUACAAUUUACUCUUAUCAAUGAUAUGAAUAUGAAUAUGAUAAGUAAUUAUUAUGAUAGUAAAGCUAUGACAUUCAAUGUGAGCAACAACAUCAACAUCAACAACAACACAAACAACAUAGACAACUACAACAACAACAACAACAACAACUAUAAUAAUAACAUUACCACAAAAAAUAAAUCGCAAAUUUUCCUCAUUAAUCACUACACCUUCUUCACCUACAAAGGACAAACUUUGUGCGUCAACAACCAUACAAACACUAGCAAAAAAUCCAUCUCCAUGCGGAAAUCAUCAGCAAUAACAUCAUUAGCAUCGACCAAUGCCAUGUUGCCCUAUCCCCGAACUUCGAUUGAGUCGUGCGUGAAGGCAUCAUUCCCUAAGCAAGUAGCUAAAAGCAAAAUAAAAGACAUUGAUAACAUGAAAACCAAAAAGAAUUCAAUUACAACACAAACAAAAACAAAAACAAACCAAAUAUCAACAGCAUUCACUACAUCCUCAUCUCCAAUCUUCACAGCGAUUAGGCCAAUCACUUCCACACUAAACGCAACCACAGGCGAAGCAGCUCACCGUCUAGGGUGUAGCAACUCUAAACUGACAUUUUUAUUAUUUUCGAUUAUAUACUAUAUUUACGUCUUUCUUAAUCUAUAUCGUCAUCGUAAAUCCUUUCGCAGGAAAUCGGACUUAAUCGCCGCCCGCGCUAAAAAUAUCGCAAAGCAAUCAUCAAUCGCACGAAAUCACAACAUUUUCGCAUUCAAUAUACGCUUAUACAUUUUAUAAUUAAUAUAUUUAUUCGAAAUCAUAAAUACACGAAUGAUGCGCGUUCGCAGCUUCGCUCAUUCAUCACUAUCCAUCCCUUAUCAUAUACCGGCAUUAUAUUUGUGCUAGUCAUCAUCAAAGUGUACUCUGUAGUUGUACUUACGCAAAUUCAUAAAUUUCCUAUAGCGUUUACUACGUAUUGUACUGUAUUUCAACACCAAACUGUGAGACUCAAUCGAAUUGAAUUCAUUUUGUUAUUAAUUCUUAUAAUUAUUAUUAAGUUUUUUUUUUUUAUAUUAUAUUGUGAAAUCCAAUUCAAGUUGGUAAUACUCGUAAUUUCCUAUCCAACUCAUAAAAGUACACAUGCACACACACACACGCAUAUGCAAGCAACCUCUGACAACAACAACACCAUACAAUUUUAGAAGUUAUCCACACUUUGCAUCCCUCCACCCACAAUCCAUACACAUGGGCAAGCACCCAUUGGAGAAUUAUAUAACAAACUCCGUUAUCGAUGUCCUGGUUGUACCAUAUACAUACAUAAUAUGUAUGUGUGCAAGCGGACCACCCGGCAUUGGAUUACCAUGGCUAAUCUGAUUACCAAAAUGUAAUCAAAAUGAACACGAAAAACACUCGAUAAACUGCAGUGACACAAACAAACACACACACACACACACACACACUUUUAAUGAAACACCCACAUUAAAAAUAAUCACUUGAAUGCAUAAAUGCAAAGCAUGAAUAGACAGUGAAUGUGUACUAUUAAAAUGAAAAACGAAAAAUCCAAAAAUAUAUAUGAAAAUAAAUAAUAAUAAAUGUAAAAGCUGGAGUUGCUUAAAUAAAGAUGAAACAUUUUAAUUGUACGAUUUAA
Rhagoletis pomonella (apple maggot) is the source of this 3537-nucleotide messenger RNA. RefSeq names its product elongation factor 1-alpha 2. The transcript has 5 exons. Lineage: Eukaryota; Metazoa; Arthropoda; Insecta; Diptera; Tephritidae. Gene Ontology annotation, biological process: translational elongation; translation. Bases 264 to 1652 code for a protein of 462 amino acids. The record is from RefSeq and is a predicted model, not a curated record. Gene Ontology annotation, molecular function: GTPase activity; GTP binding; translation elongation factor activity.